CGAACGCUGUCUGUGGAGUCGUUGAAGUUGAAAGAUAAUAAGAAAGAAGAAUGCCCAUAUUCUCUGCAAGCUUGGGCUCCUUCACUUCCAUCUCCUUCCUCUCAACUUCACAAUCACAAUCACACCUUUCUCCUUUCAAGUUAACUGUGAAGACACCUUGGCAAUGGCAGCAUCAUCACUAUCUCACUUCUAAAGUGUUGGUCUCUGCCUCUGGCAACACCCAAAUUCCUAAUACUGAACUUCUUCAACGCCCUACUCCUCCAGACCCUCUCGAUGACGCUCGUCAGGCUCGGAGAUCGUCAGAUUGGAAGGCUGCAAAGACAUAUCAAGAUAGUAAACUCAUCUAUAAUGGUAGAGUGGAAGGUUUUAAUUCUGGAGGCCUGCUGGUUCGGUUUUAUUCUAUUAUGGGCUUUCUCCCAUUCCCCCAAUUGAGUCCAGUGCAUGCUUCUAAAGAACCAGAGAAAUCUAUACAAGAAAUUGCACAAGGCUUAAUUGGUUCAAUCAUGUCGGUGAAGGUAAUUCUAGCAGAUGAGGAUAACAAGAAAUUGAUCUUAUCUGAAAAGGAAGCUGCCUGGUCCAAAUUUUCAAAACAGGUUAAUGUAGGGGACAUUUUUGAAGUAAGAGUUGGUUAUGUUGAGGACUAUGGUGCUUUUGUUCAUUUGCGCUUCCCUGACGGUCUUUAUCGCCUUACUGGACUAAUACACGUGUCAGAAGUGUCAUGGGAUCUAAUUCAGGAUGUCAGAAAUAUCUUAAAAGUGGGCGAUGAAGUGAGGGCCAAAGUUGUCGGUAUUGAUUGGGGAAAAUCAAGGAUUAACCUAUCAAUUAGACAGCUAGAAGAAGAUCCACUCUUAGAAACUCUGGACAAAGUAAUACCUCAGGAUGGUUCAGCUGAUCCUGAUUCCAUGAGCGGUGGUGAUAGCGGUAGCAUUGAGCCUCUUCCAGGACUUGAAACAAUCCUUGAAGAGCUGCUACAGGAAGAUGGAAUAUAUGACGUAAGAAUCAGCCGUCAAGGGUUUGAAAAACGAGUGGUCUCGCAAGACUUGCAGCUUUGGCUUUCUAAUGCACCUCCCACGAACCAAAGGUUUACUCUUCUUGCUCGGGCUGGAAGACAGGUGCAGGAGAUACACCUGACUACAUCCCUUGAUCAGGAAGGUAUCAAGAAGGCAUUACAACGAGUACUGGAGCGUGUCCCCUGAAUUUCAUUCACUCACAGCGAUCAAUUUUGUACAGUUACAUCUCACAAAUUUCAAACAUGCGUCCCAUUAUGGAGUGUAUUAAUAGAUCCCAUGUCCUUAUUCCUCAACUGUUCAAGAUUUAACUAGUGAAAAAGCUCUUAAUUGUAAAAACUAAAAACACAUCACUCGAGUUAUUCAUUAAGAAAUCAGAAUUGCCAACA
This is a messenger RNA of Glycine soja, 1396 nucleotides long. RefSeq names its product 30S ribosomal protein S1-like. The record is from RefSeq and is a predicted model, not a curated record. NCBI's taxonomy places the organism in Eukaryota, Viridiplantae, Streptophyta, Magnoliopsida, Fabales, Fabaceae. Gene Ontology annotation, molecular function: nucleic acid binding. The transcript has 10 exons. Bases 51 to 1196 code for a protein of 381 amino acids.